Messenger RNA from Coffea arabica (coffee), 1250 nucleotides. RefSeq lists its product as uncharacterized. The record is from RefSeq and is a predicted model, not a curated record. Gene Ontology annotation, molecular function: translation elongation factor activity. Gene Ontology annotation, biological process: translational elongation; peptide biosynthetic process. Gene Ontology annotation, cellular component: cytoplasm. NCBI's taxonomy places the organism in Eukaryota, Viridiplantae, Streptophyta, Magnoliopsida, Gentianales, Rubiaceae.
GUCCGUGUCGGAGUGCGUGUGGAUGGACAUCCCCUCCCCAAUUGAGGCAAAAAGAAGAGGCAGUAUUGUGUGCGGGGGCACAUUUGGCUGCUCCUUGAUCCUUUUAUCUCUGGUGAGAGACGCUGCUGAGACUGGUCUGGUCUGGUCUGCUCCCCAGACUCAUAAAUUUGGCGGGGGGAAGAUCAAGAAAAGCACAAAGGUACCGGCUCCCAGCUCCUGAACCCAUGGCGGGAAUCACCAAUUUCAAGCUCACUUCGUGCCCUUGCCUCCGUCCAUCUCCAGCCUCUUCCCCAUCAAACCCAUUCCUUUUCUCAAUGCGGCCUUUUCCGCUCUCCUCCCGUCGGCCAAGGUUCCCAAAAAUCUUUGCAUUUUCUAGCAAUGAUAUCAAAGUGGGCUCCAAUAUUGAGGUAGAUGGCUCGCCUUGGAGAGUCAUAGAGUUCCUCCAUGUGAAACCUGGAAAAGGAGCUGCAUAUGUAAGGACCACACUGCGGAAUUAUGUAACAGGAAACACGGUAGAGAAAACUUUUCGAGCUGGUAGCAAGAUAGAAGAGGCAGACAUAUUUAAGGAAACGAAGCAAUUCACUUACAAGGAUGGUUCUCAAUUUGUGUUCAUGGACCUGACCACAUAUGAAGAAUUUCGUCUCAAUGAGGCUGAUGUUGGAGAUAAAAUGAAAUGGCUGAAAGAAGGCAUGGACUGUAAUCUGCUAUUUUGGAAGGGAAAAGUCAUUGAUUUUGAACUUCCCAUCACAGUGAAGUUGACUGUGGUUGAUGUUGAUCCUGGUGUGAGAGGUGACACGGCUCAAGGUGGGUCAAAACCAGCAACUCUUGACACUGGUGCUGUUGUCAGUGUUCCCUUGUUCAUUGAGAGGGGCGAGGAAAUUUUGGUGGAUACGAGAACCGGGCAGUACAUGGGUCGUGCGUAGGUUGUUAUGAGAUCGUUCUCGUAAUAGGCUAGAAUUUUGGUUUAUGUUUCUUCUCCGGCUUUGACUUCCCCUUUUGGAUUUGAGGAGAGCGAACAUGCCCGUUUGGGCUUCCUCUGUUUGUGAUUUUUCUAUGAUUGGUAAAGCUGUCUCUGAUGCAACAAGCGUUUGAUGUUGCGAAGCCUCCUAAAGGAUAAGACGCUGGUAGUAGUUUUUCAGGUAUUAAAUCAUGAGUUGUGUUACUGCAAGACUGUUUGUAACUCAGAACUUGGCCAUAUUCAGUGCAGUUUCUUUUUUUAUACAAAAUCCUCGAAAAGAGGUGACCUCUGA